AUGAUUUAUAUACUUUUUAGCAUAAUCCUUCUUCUCAGUACCGUGACUUCAGCCAUUGACAUCCCAUGUUCUUAUUCAAAAGGAUCAAAGAAUAUCACGGACAUCAAAGGUCCUGAAAAGUUUGAAUGCUCAGUUUUAGAUAAAUUUGAGGUUAAGACACGUGGUGUUGCUGUUUACAACAUUAAGAAUACAAAUUCGACACAAACUCAUCGACCAAAUAGCAUUGAAGACGUAAUAGCUUUAAAAAUUGGAUUUAAACUUUUAAACUUCAUACCAAGCGGAAUUGGAAGGCUCUUGCCUAAGCUAUUAAAGUUAAAAGUAACAAACUGUGAAUUAAAGGAAGUUAUGCAAGUUGACUUGAUGCAAUUUCCACACUUGAGGAUUCUUGAACUUUCGACAAAUGACAUUGAAGUUAUUGGAAAAGAUUUGUUCAAGUUUAAUCCGAGUUUGGAGUUGAUAGAUUUAAAUUACAACAACAUUAAGGAAAUAGCAGGCAAUGUCUUUGAUGAUUUGAAGCAUUUAAAGUACUUGAGGCUGACUGGAAAUCUAUGCACACAAUUAAGUAGUGAAAAUAUUCAAAAAAUCAUCAAAAAUGUCAAGGAAAUGUGUUCAGGCACAGCACACAAGUCUCAAAAAGAUGACGACAAUGAGCCCAAGAAGCAUAAGAAACUUGACGUCAGUCAUGGAACUAAAUUUUGGAUUUUUGUUGGAUUUGGGGUAGUUUCUGGAUUUAUAGUUGCUGGUGGAUUGAUCUUGAUUGUUUAUCGGAUCAUCAAGCCAUCCAUUUAA
Chironomus riparius is the source of this 789-nucleotide messenger RNA. Lineage: Eukaryota; Metazoa; Arthropoda; Insecta; Diptera; Chironomidae. The record is from the annotation of a GenBank genome assembly.